CACUUCUCCACCAUUUCCGGCACAAACAAACGCACGUCAGAGCGGUGAAAACAUGAGAGGUCAAAAGUUAUUUUAUCCUGAUCUUUAACAGUAACGGAGCAAUACCCAGAAACAUGGCCAGCUCCAUGGUGGCAAUGGGACUGGCUCUGGCUGCAGCCGGAUUUGCAGGUCGCUAUGCCAUGCAGGCCUUCAAGCAGUUGGAGCCUCAGGUGAAACAGGCCCUUCAGAGCUUCCCAACGACGGGUUUUGGAAGUGGUUACUAUAGAGGUGGAUUUGAAGCAAAGAUGACCAAGAGAGAAGCUUCCCUGAUUUUAGGUAUCAGUCCCACAGCCAACAGGAUUAAGAUCAGAGAAGCCCACAGGAAACUGAUGAUCCUAAACCAUCCAGAUAGAGGUGGAUCUCCCUACAUAGCAGCGAAGAUAAAUGAAGCGAAAGAUCUGAUAGAAGGCCAGACAAAGAAAUAGAAGUGAAGAUGUUUCCACGGCGAUUUCACACUUAAGCUUUUAUUCAAGCUGUUGCACUGACUGACUUGAGUGAACAUCAGAGUUUUCUGUUUGUUCUCAAAUAAAUUACACUGUAUGAACUGCAUGGACCUCUGCCUCAUUAUCAUGUCAUAUUGUAAUUAAAUUGAGUACUUUUUAAGGUGGUUUUCUACUCAAUAUAAACUUUAAAUAGCAGCAUUUUGGGUUGAAAACAGUGUCCUGAUCUCUUUUUUUUAGCUUGAUAAAUGUAAGAAUUCUGUACAUUUAUGUGACAUGCUCACUAAGAAUCAAUUUUGGGGAGUGUUUUCCACUUACUGUGAAGAAUAAAACGGCAACAAAGCACCA
Molecule: messenger RNA, 827 nt
Organism: Scomber scombrus (Atlantic mackerel)
Lineage: Eukaryota; Metazoa; Chordata; Actinopteri; Scombriformes; Scombridae
Gene: dnajc19
Product: DnaJ (Hsp40) homolog, subfamily C, member 19
Exons: 6
Coding region: 114-464 (116 amino acids)
Biological process (GO): protein import into mitochondrial matrix
Cellular component (GO): PAM complex, Tim23 associated import motor
Molecular function (GO): ATPase activator activity
Source: RefSeq, a predicted model, not a curated record